This is a messenger RNA of Ostreococcus lucimarinus CCE9901, 717 nucleotides long. RefSeq lists its product with no specific name. The record is from RefSeq and is a predicted model, not a curated record. NCBI's taxonomy places the organism in Eukaryota, Viridiplantae, Chlorophyta, Mamiellophyceae, Mamiellales, Bathycoccaceae. The transcript has a single exon. The annotation marks the transcript as partial. Gene Ontology annotation, molecular function: 2 iron, 2 sulfur cluster binding; nitrite reductase [NAD(P)H] activity.
GUGAGCGCGAGCGCGGAUGGUGCGGAAAGCAUGACUCGUGUGUGCGCGUUGGAAGAGCUCCCACGCGGGGAUCGCAAGCUCGUUCGAGCGCUCGGCAAGAGCAUUUUGAUGUUUUGGUAUCGCGACACCGUGUUCGCUAUCGAAUCUCGCUCGCCGGCCGAAGGAGCGUACAGCGAAGGUUUCGAAAAGGCACGUCUCACGCAAGAUGCCUGCAUCGAGUGCCCGACGACGAAGAGUAAAUUUGAUUUGAAGACGGGCGAGAUCAAGGAGUGGUAUCCGGAAAACCCGGUGUUGAAAGCGUUGACGCCGCAAGACACGUGCCGCCCGAUGGAGGUGUUCCCGGUGGAGGUCAGAGAUGAUGGUAUUUAUCUUGACGCCAAGAAUGGCUCGCUCGGCCCGGGUUUCGUUGCCCCGAUCGGUUUGGGUGGUUCGAACACGUCUUUGGAGAACAACAACGUCUUCGCCGUCGAGACGCCGAUGUACGUGGAGGGUGAAGGUAUCGGCGGCUCCAUGGCAUCCGGAGGUGACAGCUCUGGUAAGAUGGACGCAAGCCAACUCGGCGGCGCGAUUGCGGUCGCCGGCGUCGUCGCAGUCGCCGGUACGGGAGCGUGCCUUUACUUUGAGAACUUUUAUGCGUUGGCCGCGCUGUGGAUCGCCGGCUUUGCCGCGGCAGCCGGCGUGGCGUUGAAGACCACGGGCGCGCUCGACGAGGAGUAG